Messenger RNA from Drosophila busckii, 567 nucleotides. RefSeq lists its product as uncharacterized. The record is from RefSeq and is a predicted model, not a curated record. Lineage: Eukaryota; Metazoa; Arthropoda; Insecta; Diptera; Drosophilidae. The coding region runs from base 9 to 554 and encodes 181 amino acids. The transcript has 3 exons.
ACAGCACAAUGGAUAAAAUUAGUAGCGCUAAUUACUACAAAUAUGGCUUGCCAAUGGCAACACAGCGUGGCAGCUUGCUGUUGCAAAUGCUGCUGCAGGCAAAUCUUGUUGUGUUUCUGAUCUGGUGCUUUGGCUAUUUGCUGCAGCUGCUCCAUGCGUCGCACAGCUUGUGGAACUAUCAGGGACUGGCGCUGCUGCUCUGCUAUGUGCUGGCUGUGGCUGCGGAGUCAGUGCGUCUUUACGCUUGCUUUGCCAUCAAUCUGAGCACAACUGGCGCAUCGACCAUGUGGCUGCUGUUGACGCUUACGCCCUGUGUGCUGCUGCCCAGUUUGGUCUAUUUGCGUCUGGGCUAUGCGAAUCCCAUGCUCUUGGCACGCUGCAAUGACCUGUGGCUGCUGCUGCUGGCGCUCGAGGUGCUGCUGGCGCUUGUGCAAUAUCUUUGCUGCAACUCAAGCCAACAGCAGCAGCAGCAGCUGGACUCUGCCAAGACCAAAUCCUUGCUGUUGGCAGGCUUGCAGCUGCGUUGCCGUCUCGCUGGCUUGCCACAAAUUUAAGGCGGCAUUACGU